AUGGGCCCUCUCUCGAUUACGGCCAACAUCAUUGCGAUCCUCGAGCUGACCGCGACGCUCACGGGCUAUAUCCAUAACAUCAGACAUGCGACAAGAGAGCAAGCGAAGGUGGCGGUAGAGGCCAGCAAUCUUUACGGUCUCUUGACCAGCCUACGCUUUCGGGUGGAGGAAGCACGGUCCUACGAUCCAUGA
Rhinocladiella mackenziei CBS 650.93 is the source of this 192-nucleotide messenger RNA. RefSeq lists its product as uncharacterized. The transcript has a single exon. NCBI's taxonomy places the organism in Eukaryota, Fungi, Ascomycota, Eurotiomycetes, Chaetothyriales, Herpotrichiellaceae. Bases 1 to 192 code for a protein of 63 amino acids. The record is from RefSeq and is a predicted model, not a curated record.